Fukomys damarensis (Damara mole-rat) is the source of this 742-nucleotide messenger RNA. RefSeq names its product cystatin-C. The transcript has 3 exons. The record is from RefSeq and is a predicted model, not a curated record. Bases 110 to 538 code for a protein of 142 amino acids. Gene Ontology annotation, molecular function: cysteine-type endopeptidase inhibitor activity. NCBI's taxonomy places the organism in Eukaryota, Metazoa, Chordata, Mammalia, Rodentia, Bathyergidae.
GUAGGGGCUGGAGCCUCAGAGGAUAAAACAGGGCUGCACCAGGCCAGCACUGUGGCCUCUGGAUCACUGCCCUCUGAGACCUACAGUUCUGGCAUUGUGUCCCGCAGACAUGGCCCUGUCCCUGCGUGUCGCUGUGCUGCUCCUGGCUGCUGUGGUCUUGGGCCUGGCCAUGACCUCCACUGCCUUUAAGAUCUCCCCAGAGAGACCUCGCCUAAUGGGAGAAAUGGAAGAUGCAGACAUCAACGAUGAGGAAGUGCAGUAUGUAGUGGACUUCACCAUCAAGGAGUACAACAAAAACAGCAAAGACGAGAACCUCAGCCGUUUGGUGCGGGUGGUGCGUGCCCGUCAGCAGAUCGGGAUGGGCAUGAACUACUACUUGGACUUGGAGAUGGGCAGAACCACAUGUACCAAGUCCCAGUCCAACCAGGAGGACUGUCCUUUCACUGAGGAGCAGAAGCAGCUCUGCUCUUUUGUGGUCAACUUCAGGGCCUGGGAGUACUAUAUCCACCUGGAUAGCUCCAGCUGUCGCAGUGUCUGAGGUUCUGCUGUGGCCAGGCUACAACAACCAUGCCUCACCCAUAUCCGCUGCAGUGUCCCCAACCUCAAAAUGGAGCCUGGUCCUGGGGAAAGCCCCUUGGUGCCCUAGAACCUGGCGUCCAGGCAGCACGUACACUCAUGUGCUGUCCCCUCUUCCUUUGUCCUGUGCGUCACAACCACACCUGUAAUGCAACGCACACAGCCG